This is a messenger RNA of Seminavis robusta, 1338 nucleotides long. NCBI's taxonomy places the organism in Eukaryota, Bacillariophyta, Bacillariophyceae, Naviculales, Naviculaceae. The record is from the annotation of a GenBank genome assembly.
AUGAUAGUACAAGAAGAGGAGGAGAAGAAGGAGGGACAUCAAGAUCAAGAACAGUCAAGCGUGGAAGAGACCGUGGAAGACGAAGAAGCAGGCUGGGAGUCCACUACACCAGUGCCAGUAGUAACCAAGAGAACUCCUCCGAAGAGACUAGCCAUUGUGCCAGACACUCCCACUACGGCAAAUACUACCAUGAUGUCGAUAGACUCUCAAGUGUACGACGAUGACACCACGGCCGUGGCAGACAAUCGUGGAGGGACAGUCCAAUCAGUGGGCGCUUCUAGUAUGGACUUGGUCAGUGCCAACAGUUGGUUGUCCCACAAUCACUAUAUCGAAGAUGAUCCGUUUCUGGAAGAGUCAGAUGAAUCCAGUGCAGGAAAUUGGGAACCCAUUCUAGACCCUGAUCUUGAAGAGGAAGAAGAGCAAGAAAAUCAGACCAUCACACUCUUUCCAACAGCACCUCAAUCACAAGAAAUACAAGAUUAUGAUGUAGAGGUUGAAAUUGACUUGGAAUCUGCCAUUUUGCCUCUGCUCCAAGAAAAAUCAACCAUGCCUUAUCAAAACAGGCAGGCAAGGUCAGCAGCAGCAGCUGUGACUGCUACUUCUUCUUCAACAGACAAGUCCAAACAAGACACUGGGAAAAACAGGUUCACCAAAAUUCUUGUCAUCAAUGUGAUUGUCACCAUUCUCAUGGCCACGGGAAUCUUGGAUGUGGACGAUCUUCUUUCCAGACCCAUUUUCAGUUUCACACACUACCAAAACAACUACAACCCAGAUCAACCACACCUUGCCAGCUUUUUGUUUCUACAAAGAGACAGGGGCAAUUCUUCCACAAUACCAACAAGACAGCAAAGAACACUGCGAAGGAAUACUCGACGAACGGUCAAGUCUCACGAGACGACCGUCACUACACAAAAACGAGAGUAUCAAAACAGUACCUUUGCCAGACACACUCCUUGGUUGGAAGAUUUGCACAAUGACGAAGAGCCCCAGUUUCAAGGACUUUUGCGCACCGAUAGUAUCUUUUUCAAAAUCAGCACCAACACCCACAACACAAGAAGAAGACACCCACGCCACAGUUGGAGGAUGACACGAAUUGGACCCAACGGCUACAGACGCUGCGAGGACAUGCCGCUGUCCAACAAGAACAACGGCCGCCGGUUGUCGUGUUGCUAUGGAGAGUUCUAUCGGAACAGUACAAGAAGCUCGAUAUUAAGGUGCGAGGACACUCGCAAUUGGCACAAUUCAAGCAACAGCAGCGUCAGUUGCAAGUGGCAAGAACCCUGCUGGUGUCGUAAACGCAAGAGGCGAUCGAUUCCUCGAGCGAUUCGUGAUGAUUGA